This is a messenger RNA of Polypterus senegalus (gray bichir), 363 nucleotides long. Its product is annotated as NADH dehydrogenase [ubiquinone] 1 subunit C1, mitochondrial-like. Bases 1 to 363 code for a protein of 120 amino acids. NCBI's taxonomy places the organism in Eukaryota, Metazoa, Chordata, Cladistia, Polypteriformes, Polypteridae. Gene Ontology annotation, cellular component: mitochondrion. The record is from RefSeq and is a predicted model, not a curated record. The transcript is spliced from 3 exons.
AUGGUGUUAGGUCGUCCUUUUCUUAGGUCUCUGGCCACUAACAAAUUUUUGACACGUUCACCUUUUACUACGAGGAAGCCUGACUACAGUACCCCUAACUGGUUUCGAGUAGGGCUAGCCUUUGGAAGCAGUUCAGCCAUUUGGAUUCUACUUAUUAAGCAACACAUUAAUGAUGUUGAAGAAUACAAAAGGAGGAAUUUUAAAAUAACCAAGCUGCCUAUCCGAGCAAAAUAUUAUUCAAUUCUGGCAAUCAUUUGGAGAGAGCGAUGGGAGGAGUAUGAGAGUGGUGAGGAGGUGGACAGUAUGGAGGAUGAGAAGACUGCAGUGGUAAAUGAGCUUGUAGCCAAAGCGCAGGUUGUGUAA